CGGUGGUGUUUGAUCGGCAUGUCUUCUGCCUAAGUUCACAUUCCAACAACACCUCGACAUCGUUUAGUCGAUAUGAGUGGCUUCAGAGGGGUAAUGAAAGAGGGCUGGCACCCAAAAGGGCGAGACGGAAAAAAGGAAGGUUGGAAGAAUGACUUCAAAGGCAUCAAUCAAGUGGCAGGAUGGAUGGGCAAAGGAAAGGACAAAGACGAGCGUGAAGAGCGUGUUGCUGCACCGCUCUCUUCCCUGAAGGAUCCUGCCUCGUUUGGCCCUCCACCGAAGCACAUCAAGUACCACGGCGCCGGGGCGCUUCCCAACGAACUCACGCCCGAUCGCAGAGGCUUGGGUGCACCCUUAUCACAAGAACAAAUUCAUCAGCAGAAUGCACGACAGCAGGAAGAGGAGCAAGCUCGGCAUGAUGAGGCUCAGAAGCCCGCAGCACCUCCUCUACCAUACCGAGUGAAUCGAACCGGACUAGACACUUCCAACCUCCCGCCGCCCCCAGUCAGGCGCGUGGAAUCCCCAGCAGAGUCCGUGACAUCUGCAAGCUCCAAACCGAAACCCAGCGUCCCGCCGCGACUGCCAUCUAGGGCCAGUUCAACGCUGUCGUCGCAGCCGCCUACUCCACCUCCCGCCUAUCCUGCACAGCCGCAAACCACCAGACCUCUCGACGGAUACCUGAAUCAGACCGCCACUUCCAACCUCUCCCGCGCCGGUAUCUCUGUGCCUGCUCUUGGGAUUGGGAGCGACAGCAGUCCCUCAGGGGCUGCAUCGCCGGUCCCAAUCGGCCAAGCUCCCGUGAAUGAGCUUCAGUCCCGCUUUUCUCAGAUGCGAACUACAUCCACCUCUCCAGCUCCUCCCCCGCCGGCACGGGGAAGCAUCUCCAGUGAUGGACCAUCACCUGGCCCUACCGCUCAUGCGCGGGCUGGAUCUGCGUCGCUCAACGACUUCCGUGAGCGCCAUAGCGACAAGAUCGAUGCAGGCAAACAGAAGCUUAAUGGGCUCAAUGAGAAGUACGGAAUCUCGCAGCGGGUCAACAAACUCUUUGAUGAUAAGAAGACCCCGAGUGCACAGAUGCCCCCAGUGCCCCCGCACCCGGUUACACAUCGUUCAUCUUCAAGCAUUGACUCGCUGGGCCAAAGAAAGGCUCCUCCACCGCCUCCGCCUCCGAAGAAGGCGGAGAUGCGGUCAGCUCCCGUCAACAGCACGGGCUCAGCUCCUCCUCCUGUUCCAUUCAGUACCAAACCCCGCUGAGCGGAGAGUAACCGAAUCGGAUAUAUAGGUAACUUCGGUGGUUGUGUCUACGUGACAAACUGCUUGCCGCUACGCUACUCUUGUUGAUUCAGCGAAUCACGGCAUACAGUUGCAUAUCCUCGUUCCCCUCUACUGUAUACAUUUAACUGUACAUAUUUAGCUGCGGCACGUUAGAAAGAACAUCCAUGACACACCAUGCA
Molecule: messenger RNA, 1451 nt
Organism: Aspergillus saccharolyticus JOP 1030-1
Lineage: Eukaryota; Fungi; Ascomycota; Eurotiomycetes; Eurotiales; Aspergillaceae
Exons: 2
Coding region: 73-1251 (392 amino acids)
Source: RefSeq, a predicted model, not a curated record